Messenger RNA from Neoarius graeffei (lesser salmon catfish), 1878 nucleotides. It is a transcript of the gene ecscr, whose product is annotated as endothelial cell surface expressed chemotaxis and apoptosis regulator. The record is from RefSeq and is a predicted model, not a curated record. The transcript is spliced from 8 exons. The coding region runs from base 211 to 717 and encodes 168 amino acids. Lineage: Eukaryota; Metazoa; Chordata; Actinopteri; Siluriformes; Ariidae.
CCAGGAUAUAACCACGCUUUACAACGUCUUAUUCCUCCCAUCAGCACAGGAAACAGUUUCUCGGGAGCUGCAUGUUGCCAUGGACUCAUUCAUGUGUGCACACUUCACAGCUUGACUGCUCUGUCUCUUUUAAUCCACAUCUAUGCCUGGUGACCUUUAAUAAUCAGCAUUUUUCUAUAGGAAAAUACCUAAAACUCAUUGGAUUAAGCCAUGGCUCUGCUCUUAUAUCCUUUCAUUGUCCUCUGUAUGUCUGUAUCGCUUGUCGCAGAGACCAGCAAAAGUCCAGAACUUGAAAACCCUGUAACUACAUCAAGUGUGAAUGUGACACAACUACCAGUUGCAGACAGUAUCACUUCUUCUCGUGGCCUUAAUGUGACCUUUCUUCGUAACUUAACAGGUGGUGCUACUGAACCAACACAGACACCAGACAACGGGCUCACUACGUUAGCCUUCGGUGUGAUGAGCUUCAUUCUCAUUUUAAUCGUUGUUAUGGUAAUCUUGGUAACAACUGUCAACGUCAAAGGACGGUGCCAUAAUACAAAGGAAGAGGGUGUCAAAAACUAUGGCUCUGUGAUAUCAGAAGGCCAUAUAAGCAACACUGGAGAGAAGGAAAGCAUCAUGCUAGUCUCGAUGAGAUCAAUAAACACAGACACUGAUACAGAUUCAGCACGGAUCUCCUCUAUUUACAGUACAGCACUGGACAAUGAAGACCAAUAGCUCAGAAUCAGAUUAGGACAGUAAACUGGCUCAAUUUACUGAACAAAGCUUUUCAGCAAUAACAGAUCAAACAAGUGUUGCCAGGCAAAAUAAACCUCCUCCAGUAGCACUUGUGAUGAAUAUGAAGGAAGAUAUUGCAAAAAAAAGAUUUUGACCUGUUUGGUGACCUUGACCUUGAUUUUGACCUUGUGUGUGAACAUACUUGGCCAGUAAACAUGGUUCUGAUUCUCAUUCUCUGCUGCUCUCAGCCAAUCAGAACACACUGUACUGCUUACUGCUCUCAGCCAAUCAGAACACACCAUACUGCUCUCAGCCAAUCAGAACACACCAUACUGCUCUCACAUCAUACUGCACGAUUGUUGCACUCUUACAUUCUUAUAGCACAAUGACAUAGUGGCUACCACCUCUAUAUGAGGCAGUAGCCACAAAAACCGUGACCUUGACUGGAUGACCCCCAAAAUUUUGGAGAUUCUAUUUGAGACCAAUGCCCAUCUAUCCUGAAAGUUUCAUGAAGAUUGGUCCAGCCAUUUUACCAUGACAUCAUUAACAAAACAAACAAACAAACAAACAAACCCGACCGAAAACAAUACUUCGCCCCCUAGUGGACUCCGUCCUGGGCCAGGUAAUUAUUAUCAGAAUGACAGUUCAAUAUUUUUGUCCAGUUUUUCUCACAUUUGCAAAUAUUUAUGCCAAAUUAAAUGAUCACAAAGAAUAAACUAAUGAAUGGUGACUUUGUGAUGUUUGAAUAUAUUUAAACAACUUACAGGUGUUUAAAGCAGCCAUAUGAGGAUUUGGAGAAUUUCUUGGUAGAAAUAAAUCCUUGCAGAAGAAGAUUUAAAUAAUAUUGGCUGGCAUUGAGUGGUAUAUCAGAUAUUCCAUUCAGCUAGCAUGAUAUUCAACGAGUCAAAGAUGAGUUCAAUAUAAUGCUAGUUGAAUGGAAUAUAUCUGAUAUAGCACAAAAAAAAGCCAGCCAAUAAUUAUUAUUAUUAUACAUACACACUCUCGUCAUACCAGACCCACGAGUCGGCGCUGUCAGAGCAGCAGUAAAGUAAGCUCCCAGCCAGUGUAGUGUUCAUCAGUAGUGUUAGCGAAUGCUAAUAAAGCGGUCAAGCCAGCGCUAUCGAGAGCAAGUAGCACAGGCUAAUGACCAAGAAACUAUGA